Prunus persica (peach) is the source of this 567-nucleotide messenger RNA. RefSeq names its product F-box protein FBW2. Gene Ontology annotation, molecular function: protein binding. Lineage: Eukaryota; Viridiplantae; Streptophyta; Magnoliopsida; Rosales; Rosaceae. The transcript has 2 exons. The record is from RefSeq and is a predicted model, not a curated record. The coding region runs from base 1 to 567 and encodes 188 amino acids.
AUGGACUGUUUGACGUAUAUUUUUGGAGAACUUGGUAUGGAGUCACUGCUUUCGGAUGUGCCUUUGGUAUGCAAGUCUUGGUAUAGAGCAAGCCUCGAUCCUUCAUGCUGGGAAUGUCUCAUUUUUCAAGAAAUUGAAACUAGCUAUUUUGGUUUUCCCGUUGAAACUGAAAAUUGGCGCAGUGUCCCCCUUUUGCAAAGAUUUGUUGAUGAAUAUCAAAUUGAUGAGAGUCGUUUCUCUGUCACUGCAUUCAUAAAGUGUGGUAACCUCAAAGGUGUUGCCUUGCUUAGGAAUUUAGUUACCCACAAAUCAAGUGUAAUCCUUGAGCUAAUUGGUAAGUGGAAACAUUUGGAGUUUUUGAUACUGGGAAGCACUCAUCGUUUGGAGGAAAUCCUUUCACGGAUCAGCAUUCACUGCAAGGAUUUGUGUGCCUUACAUUUGGGGAAUGCUAAUAUCGGUAAAGAUGAGGCAACGGCAAUUGUUAGCUUCCUGCCCAAGAUUAAAUCUUUGUUCUUGAGGAGGAAGGCAGAGAUUGGUCGGGAUGCUCAUGCUCUUAUGGCGUUGUGA